Molecule: messenger RNA, 1294 nt
Organism: Betta splendens (Siamese fighting fish)
Lineage: Eukaryota; Metazoa; Chordata; Actinopteri; Anabantiformes; Osphronemidae
Product: red-sensitive opsin-like
Exons: 6
Coding region: 78-1154 (358 amino acids)
Biological process (GO): phototransduction; visual perception; G protein-coupled receptor signaling pathway
Cellular component (GO): photoreceptor outer segment; membrane
Molecular function (GO): G protein-coupled receptor activity
Source: RefSeq, a predicted model, not a curated record
GUGUAGCACCAAUCCCCCGAAGAGGCUGCAAGUGAGAAGAACAGUUGACAGCGAAGAACCUCCUUCUAAAGAUAAGGAUGGCAGAAAAGUGGGGAGAACCAGUGUUUGCUGCGAGGCGACACUAUGACCAGACAACACGAGACUCUAUGUUUACUUACACAGACAGCAAUAAUACCAGAGGUCCUUUUGAGGGUCCUAAUUACCACAUUGCUCCUCGAUGGGUUUACAACCUUGCAACACUCUGGAUGUGUUUUGUGGUUGUUGCAUCAACCUUCACCAACGGUCUGGUCUUGGUCGCCACAGCAAAAUUCAAGAAACUCCGCCACCCUCUGAAUUGGAUCUUGGUCAAUCUUGCAGUUGCUGAUCUUAUAGAGACACUUUUUGCCAGCACCAUCAGCGUAUGCAACCAGUUUUUUGGUUACUUUAUUCUGGGACACCCCAUGUGCAUGUUUGAAGGUUUUAUUGUCGCAACUAGUGGUAUUGCGGCUCUCUGGUCUCUGGUUGUCAUCUCAUGGGAGAGGUGGAUCGUUGUGUGCAAACCCUUUGGAAACACAAAGUUUGAUGCUAAAUUGGCUAUAGCUGGUAUUGUCUUCUCUUGGGUCUGGUCAGCAGCGUGGAUGGCUUGUCCCCUCUUUGGUUGGAGCAGAUAUUGGCCUCAUGGACUGAAAACUUCCUGUGGGCCUGAUGUAUUCAGUGGAAAUGACGAUCCUGGAUGCCGGUCCUUCAUGGUUUGCCUUAUGAUCUCAUGCUGUAUUAUUCCCCUUGGAAUCAUCAUUGUGUGCUAUCUUGCCGUCUGGUGGGCUAUUCAUUCAGUUGCCAUGCAACAGAAGGAAUCAGAAUCAACCCAGAAAGCUGAGAGAGAAGUAUCCAGGAUGGUCCUUGUCAUGAUUUUCGCAUACUGUUUCUGCUGGGGACCUUACACCUUUUUUGUCUGCUGGGGUACGGCUUACCCUGGGUAUUCAUUCCAUCCUCUGAUGGCUGCCUUGCCUGCGUACUUUGCCAAGAGCGCCACCAUCUACAACCCAAUCAUCUAUGUAUUCAUGAACAGACAGUUUCGCUCAUGCAUCAUGCAGCUCUUUGGCAAACAAGUGGAUGAUGGCUCUGAAGUAUCUUCAACAUCAAAGACAGAAGUUUCCUCUGUGGCUCCUGCAUAAACCUUUGUGUUCUUUGUUUUCGAAACAAACUACUAUGACUUGUACAGAAAAGAUUUAUUGGUUCAUUUAUCUCUCUCUUUUUAGUAAAUAGCUUUCUGGCAAAUUGAAAAUCCAAAAAAUAUAAACAUGAAGCAAAUGAA